AUGGCCGUAGCAGUUAGAAGUGAUGUGGAUAAUUUACGCAAAGAAUUUAUUUUGUCUUUACGAAAAAAGCAAACACGCGAUUCGUCCUCAGCGAUUGCGCUCAGUGUCAUCAAUUUUCUUCGGAAAGUGAUUAUGGUAGAAAAGGCAAAAACAAUAUCAGACCUUCUUAAAUCCCUUCACGCUCAUGCAAAGUUUCUGUCAGCAAUGGAACCAAAUGAGCUUAUCAUGGUGAAUAUUGUUCUAAUGACCUCAAAAUUGGCAAGAGAUGAGCUUCAAGCCAGAAAAGGGCAAGAAGCUAGAGGAUACGAUUCUCUUUACACUUUAUGGAAAGAACAUGGACCUAGUGAAGCGGAAGACACAGACAUGAAAAAAAUUAAAAAAGACUUGAUUGCCAAUAUCAAGGAACUCAUUAUUGAAAUCGAGUCCUGUCGCGAAAGCAUUGCUUCACAAUCUACAGAGCUCAUUUUUAAUCAAGAUGUUGUUAUGGUGCAUUCAUUAUCAAAAUCUCCAACAUUAGAAGCAUUUUUUGCAAACGCGUGUCGGUCUCGCAAAUUUAGACUUUUAAGUGUCGUCAAUAGUGCAGAAGUAGAUGAUUCUCCCGAUUACACAACUCCCAUUCAAUUUGCGGAUGUUGCAUCGAAAAUCGUUGACACCACCAAGGUAGUCCUUCCAAGUGUUGCAGUAUUCCCCGAUGGAUCAUGUUUGGUGCCGGCCGGUGGACUUAGUAUCGCCUUAGUCGCUCAAAAACAUUCAGUUCCGGUUUAUGUGUUGGCACCAUUCUAUAAGAUGACUCCGUUCUUCAUUCCUGAUCCAUGCGCAAUGAAUACAUUCAAAAAAGCUGCAAUGCCAUUCGAAUUUUCUCGAAAAUCUGCCGGACUCGUUGAAAUCAUUCAACCCGCAUUCGACAUGAUUCCUGCGCAGCUCAUCAAUCUCUUUGUGUCGAAUUCGUCGUGUAUAAUUCCCGCUCAUAUCAACAGACUAAAAGAGGAUUACUACCAUCCGGAAGAUAUAUCGAUAUACUAG
Caenorhabditis bovis is the source of this 1023-nucleotide messenger RNA. NCBI's taxonomy places the organism in Eukaryota, Metazoa, Nematoda, Chromadorea, Rhabditida, Rhabditidae. The record is from the annotation of a GenBank genome assembly.